AUGCACUGCUGUAUUAAUAACUACAUAGUAGCCUAUUUAAACACACCUAAUAGAAUACGCUUGCACAGAUUUCAUUUGUUUGAGGACAGGAGAAAAAAAAUCUUGCCAAGUAGAAGAUUAGUAAGUUCAUUAGAUAAGAAAGGUUUAUGAAUCCAGACGAAAGUCUAGCUCGUGUGUGCCAAAGGCUGUUUAAUGUGUGACUGCGUUUACAGUACGCAUGAUGCUGGGUGGAUAAACAACCCCGCUGACCUGCAUGGAACUAACUAACCCUUAGAGCGCAGUCUGUCAGCAGAAAAAGCCAGCUGGAUGAGUGUCCAAAGGUGACAAUGAGAAGAAUCCGGCGACGCGCGCUGUUUCGGGUGUGAAGAAUCCUCGCAGGAGUCACUGGAGACCUGAAGCGAGUCAUCAGCGCGUGCAGAAGUGCCAACUCAUGAUCGGCGACGCGAGGCCGACAGGUGAUGAGACUGAGAGCUCCGCGCAUCUCCAUCCGAGCUGAGCGCACGCGAUCAUGGGGCGCUACAGCGGCAAGACGUGCCGCCUGAUCCUGAUGCUGGUCAUCACCGUCAUCUUCUUCGUGGCGGAGAUCGUGGCGGGGUACAUGGGCAACUCCAUCGCGCUGGUGUCGGACUCCUUCAACAUGCUGUCGGACAUUCUGUCGCUGUGCGUCGGGCUGACGGCGGCGCGGGUGUCGCGUCGCGCGGGCUCGGGGCGCUUCACGUACGGCAUGGGCCGCGCGGAGGUGGUGGGCGCGCUGGCUAACGCCGUGUUCCUCGCCGCGCUCUGCUUCUCCGUGUCCAUGGAGUCGCUGAAGAGGCUCGCCAUGCCGCAGGCCAUCGAUGACCCGCCGCUGGUGCUGAUCGUGGGCUCGCUGGGGCUCGCGGUGAACGUGCUCGGGCUGCUGAUCUUCCAGGACUGCAGCUGCCUGCGCGCGACGCGACGGAACGACGCGUCAGUGCCGCGCGAGGAGGAGGAGGAGGAGGAAGAAACAGGCCUGCAGGAGGAGAAGGCUGGGAGCGACGGGCCUCCUCUGAACAUCAGGGGCGUGCUGCUGCAUGUGUUGAAUGACGCGCUGGGCUCGGUGGUGGUGGUGGUGGCCUCGGCUCUGUUCUACGUGUGGCCCCUGGCCCCUGAGAGCCCGUGUAACUGGCAGUGUUACGUGGACCCCAGUCUGACGCUGGUCAUGGUGGUCAUCAUCAUGCUGUCAGCUGCUCCUCUGGUCAAAGAAACGGCUGGGAUCCUGCUGCAGAUGAGUCCUGCCGACCUGCCGCUCACCGCAGUCUUGGAGAGCGUGUGCAGACUCCCCGGCGUGGCCAGCGUUCACGAGGCUCACGUCUGGGAGUUAUCUAAAGGACGUAACGUGGCCUCGCUGCACGUCAAAGUAUCUGCUGACCUGCAGGACCCGGCUCUUCAGACGCAGAUCCAGCAGCUGUUCCAGCGCGCCGGCGUCCACAGCGUCACGGUUCAGCUGGAGCGCGCCGACGGAGAGAUGCCCUGCUGUCCUCCUGCCUCGGGAGACCUGGCCCUCCACAUGCUGCCAGAGAAACACACCGAGCACAGAUCUGACAAAUGCACCAAGCUCUAACGCUGUUUCUGCAGAAGCUUCGCCCCGGACUACAAGCACAGGGGUUUUGAAUGCCAGCCGGUUCUGAGAAACAGUGCCAUGAUAUCCCACCGAACACACAGACUCUGUGUUAACUCCUCCUCAC
Molecule: messenger RNA, 1706 nt
Organism: Sinocyclocheilus grahami
Lineage: Eukaryota; Metazoa; Chordata; Actinopteri; Cypriniformes; Cyprinidae
Product: zinc transporter 10-like
Exons: 4
Coding region: 509-1582 (357 amino acids)
Biological process (GO): manganese ion transport; detoxification of zinc ion; zinc ion transmembrane transport
Cellular component (GO): membrane
Molecular function (GO): zinc ion transmembrane transporter activity
Source: RefSeq, a predicted model, not a curated record